AUGGAGAGGAUCACGUUUUACGAGGACAAGAACUUCCAGGGUCGCUCCUAUGAGUGCGACUCGGACUGCCCAGACAUGCAUCCCCAUUUCAGCCGCUGCAACUCCAUCCGGGUGGAGAGUGGCUGCUGGGUGCUGUACGAGAGGCCUAACUACGCUGGUUACCAGUAUGUGCUGACCAGAGGAGAGUACCCCGAGUACCAGCGCUGGAUGGGCUACAACGACUCCAUCCGCUCAUGCCGUACCUUCUCCUAUACCAGUGGAGGGCCUUACCGUAUGAGAAUCUAUGAGAGGCCUGACUUCCAGGGUCAGAUGAUGGAGUUCAGUGACGACUGUGACUCCGUGCAGGAUCGCUUCCGUAGCCGUGACAUCUACUCCUGCAACGUCAUGGAUGGCUACUGGACCCUGUAUGAGCACCCCAACUACAGGGGGCGCCAGUACUUCAUGAGGCCUGGCGAGUACAGGAAGUUCAGUGACUGGGGAGCCACCUGCGCCACCACUGGCUCCUUCCGCCGGAUCACAGACUUUUAG
Messenger RNA from Lampris incognitus (smalleye Pacific opah), 528 nucleotides. Its product is annotated as gamma-crystallin M2-like. Bases 1 to 528 code for a protein of 175 amino acids. Gene Ontology annotation, molecular function: structural constituent of eye lens. Gene Ontology annotation, biological process: lens development in camera-type eye; visual perception. The transcript is spliced from 3 exons. NCBI's taxonomy places the organism in Eukaryota, Metazoa, Chordata, Actinopteri, Lampriformes, Lampridae. The record is from RefSeq and is a predicted model, not a curated record.